AAUUUGGAUGUUAAGGCGCCGAAACUCAUUGUGUACAUUUGACAUCUUUUUAAUUCUUUGCUUGUUAAUUUAUUUCUAAUUUAUUACAAUUGAAUUAAUUCUUGUUCUUAAUCAUUUUCUUUUAAUCAACUUGUUUCCACCAUGGAAGUUAGAGCGUCACGCCGCCCUAAACGUGAAGUUGAGGGUAAAAAGUCUGCUAUUAAAGCGGCUCUGGAUAAAUUAUCUCGUGUUCGGAAAGGAAUCGCUGAAGAUAAAUAUAAUAUGAAGGAAGAAGAGAAUCUUUUCAUUGAAGGAGAAGAAGCUGGUCAAUCUGAUGAUGAUGAUUUCCUGGUCGAUGAUACACCAAGUAUAAAGACUUUUUUCUCGAAAAGGAAAAAGAGUGGUUAUGAUAGUGAAUCCGAUGAGGACGAUUAUUAUGAUGACGAUGAAGAGGAUCUUCAGGAAAAAGUGAAAUCAAAGAAAAUCAAACCACCUAAACCUUCAGCUAUGGUUAAACCAAUAAAAGUUGAAGAACCAGAGGAAAUUGAAGAAAAUUCCGAUGAUGCUUAUGAAAUUAUGGCAUCAGCUUCGAAACGCUUGAAGGGUAUGUUUGGUUCCAAAAAUAAUACUCCACAAUCAUCGGAUCGCCGACGUUCAGCUCUUCUCAAGCCAUUGGAAGCUUCAAGAAGUCCUUCGCAAAAAAGAAAACUCGACCAAGACUCUACCGAUUCUACCAAAUCUAAGACCAACAGUUCAACAGCGAUGGAAAGAAAAAAGGUCAAAAUCGACUUUGAUUCUAUCCAACAACCAGAACCAAUCAAGUUGUUUGAAGAGGAGCCUGAUAAUUUUGGUUUAAAUGAUGAAUUGGAUGAUGGACCCGAUAUUCCUAUCGAUUUUGGUGGUGAAGUUGAAUCUUGGACAUUUGGUUUGAAAGGAAUUGCCGAUGAAGAAAAUGUCACGCAAACAAUUGGUAAAGAUUUGACUUUCUUCACCGAUAAAGAUGGUGUUACACACUUAAAGAUGUAUUGGCUUGACGCUUUUGAGGAUACAUCCAUUCACGCUGGAAGGGCCUACAUCUUUGGGAAAAUUAAGGUUAAAUCUGAUGCUAAAUCAUCAGGUGAUUACAUUAGCUGUUGUUUAAUUGUUGAGAAUAUAAGUAGAAAAGUUUAUCUACUUCCAGCCAUGAGAGGAGAUAAUCGAAUCCCUGUAGCUGAAGUACACAAAGAAUUCACCGAGAAAAUUGCUCCCAAAUAUAAGAUUAAGCUCUACAAGACUCGAAAAGUUACAAAAUUUUAUUCAUUCGAUCAAGCCGAUGUUCCCUAUCAAGCUGAUUAUUUAGAAGUCGUUUAUGGUUCUAAUUACUCUGCACUUUCUCCUGAUUUGAAGGGUGAAACUUUCAACCGAGUUUUCAACACAACACAAACUCCAUUGGAAAGGAUGAUUCUCGAAGUGAAUUUAAAGGGACCUGGUUGGAUUCGUGUUAAGAAUUUACAAUUGGUUCAUAAUCAAGUCUCUUGGUGUAAAAAGGAAUUUUCUGUGGACUAUUCGCCGAAAAAUAUUUCUGUGGAGACUAAUGAUGUUACCAUCCCACCUUUACUUAUCGCCUCUCUCAAUAUGAGAACUCAUCUUAAUCAAGUUGUUGCUCUUUCUUGUUUUGUGAAAAAAGAUUAUCAAAUCGAUGCUGGUAUACCAUCUAGUCCAUUAGACCUUAAUCUUAGUUUUUGUUUGGUCACUUCUCCGACUGGUCAAACCCUACCAGUUGAAUUUAAAAGAGCUGCUAAAAAGUUUAUUAAAGGCCACGAAGAUUUGAUCAAAAGCUAUGACAAUGAACAGUACAUGUUAAAUCAGUUCUUGGUUAACUUUGGUAAACUUGACCCUGAUGUUAUUAUUGGUCAUGAUUCAGCUUUUGAUUUGAAUACAAUCUUAACUCGACAAUCACAUUUUAAUGACAAAGUAAAUUGGUCACGAUUGGGUCGUCUCAGGAGAACCAGAAUCAUCCUCUCCAAAUCAAAUCGAGAUCGAAUGGCACUUACAGCUGGUCGAUUAGUUUGUGACAUUAAGGUGAUGGCCAAAGAGUUCAUUCGGACUCAAAGUUAUGAAUUGGAUGGAUUGAUUGCCCAUUUAUUGAAAAAAGAGCGACUCAUUGGACCCAAAUCAGUGCCUGAAGCUUAUUCUAACUGUAAAAAUCUUUUCAGUUUUGUCAAUGCUCUUCUAGCUGAUAACAGAUUCAUCAUGAGUAUGAUGUAUGAACUCAGUGCUCUCCCAUUGGCAAUGCAAAUAACCAAAAUUGCAGGUAAUCUUUUCUCACGAACUCUUAUGGGUGGAAGAGCUGAACGAAAUGAGUAUUUGCUUUUGCAUGCUUUCAAUGAGAAAAAUUUUAUCCUCCCCGAUAAAGUGAUGAAAAAAUACAACGAUCCAAAAGCCGAUGAAUUAGUCGUUCUGGGAGAGAAAAACUCUGAGGCCGUUGUGGCUGGUAAAAAGAAAGCUGCUUAUUCUGGUGGAUUAGUUUUAGAGCCUAAAGCUGGAUUUUAUGACUCACAUAUCUUGCUGAUGGACUUUAACUCUUUGUACCCAUCAAUUAUUCAGGAAUACAAUAUUUGCUUUACAACUGUGAGUAAACGUCGUGUCAAGAUUGAUGAAAAUGGCGAUGAAAUCCCAGAAGUUCCUGAUCCCAGUAAACCCUGUGGCAUUUUACCAACGGAGAUUAAAAAGUUGGUUGAAGGCCGUCGUGAGGUGAAACGAUUAAUGUUACAAGAAAAAUCAGCCGAUCUUCAUGAGCAAUUAAAUGUUAAACAAACGGCUCUCAAAUUAACUGCUAAUUCCAUGUAUGGUUGUCUUGGUUUUACUCAAUCUCGUUUUUAUGCUAAACCUUUGGCCGCUUUGAUCACUUACAAAGGUCGAGAAAUUUUGAUAAACACCAAAAAUCUGGUCGAAUCUCUUGGUCUAGAGGUAAUUUAUGGUGAUACCGAUUCUAUUAUGAUUAAUAUCGCUAAUUGUACUGAUUACGAUGAUGUUAUGAAAACUGGUCGAAAAGUACAAGCUGAAGUCAACAAGAUCUAUCGACUAUUGGAGAUUGGUAUUGAUGGUGUUUAUAAGCCCAUGUUGUUGUUGAAGAAAAAAAAAUAUGCCGCAUUAGCAUUGACUCGAGAUAAAAAUGGUGUAAAGAAAAAAUUGGAAAUGAAAGGUUUGGACAUAGUUCGUCGAGAUUGGUCAUUAGUCGCAAAAAGAGCUGGUGAGCUAGUAUUGAAAGAGAUUCUUUCUGAUAAAUCUAAUCAAGAAGUUGUUGAUGCAAUUCACGAGAGAUUGAAGAAAAUCUCUGAUCGUAUAAAAGAAAACAUAUUCACCCCUGAGCAGUUGAAAGAAUUUGAAAUAAUCAAAUCUCUUACCAAAAAUCCCGAAGAUUAUCAAGAUAAAAAAGGUUUAAUCCAUGUGAAUGUUGCCCUCCGACGGAACGCUAGUGAUAAAGUGGAAAGGAAAUUCAAAGCGGGUGAUAUUGUGCCUUACGUGAUUUGUGUCGACGAAAGUAACAAGGAGUUUAUGGCCUUACCCUCCACGCAAAGAGCUUUUCAUCCCGAUGAACUUAAAGAAAAUCCUUCGUUAAAAAUUGAUUCCAAUUAUUACAUAAGCCAACAAAUACUUCCGGUUAUUUCUCGUCUUUGUGAACCCAUCGAAGGAACUGAUAGUCACAUCAUGGCGGAAAUUAUGGGCGUCGAAUCAACCGGAUUGCAUCGUAGUUCUCGAGAGGAAUUGGAAAAUGAAGUUCCACUUGAUGAAGAAAUGAAAUUCGAUGCCUAUGAAGCAUUUAAAAUACUUUGUCCAAAUGACAAUUGUGGUAAAUUGAUUGAGUUCCGAGAUCAAUUUAGAAUUGAUUCUGUUACCAAGAAACGAAUCAAUUUAAGUCUCGCUCGAUGUCCUCAUUGUAACAUUGAUCUUACUCUCGAAAAGUUUGAGAAUCGAAUCAUCAAUAAUUUCAUCCUCAACUUACGUAAUAAGUGUGAUGAAUUCACAAAGAAUUGGAUAAAGUGUAUUAAUUGUUCAUUCAGAACUCGCUGUUGUUGGGGAUACCAGAGAGGAUUGAAAAAGAUUCUCGAAUGUCCAAAAUGUAGUGAAGACAUGGACCAGGAGGUGACUGAUAAAAACUUUCACUAUCAACUUUUAUUUUAUGAAACUCUUCUUGAUCGAGAAGGAGCUUUAAAUUCAUUGUCAAGUGCAUCCGAAAAAGCUGAAUUGGAGACGAAAACUGCUUCAUGUACCUCUUUGUACCAAUCGCUCUACCAAUUAGUCCGCUCACUCCGUCUCACAAUGUCUUAUACCGAUGUUAAUCUUUCCAACAUUUUCCAUUCCCAAUUGUUCAGUUGCAUUAAAAAGCAGAAUAAAAAUUGACCGCUGGUCAAUUUUCACCGAUACUCGAGUGAUGACCAAGCCUAAAGCUUAUAUUAUGUUGUUUAUUAAUGAAAAUCCUAAUCACUUUACAUGAUGAUUAAUCUUGUAUUCGCUUAAAAAUCAAUCAGUUCAUUUGUGUGUAUUUUUAAUCCAAAUUUGUAUUUCAUUUAUUAAUUUCCACCUUUCAAUUUAAUCAUUCUCAUUGUACAAAAGUAAAACUAAUCAUCUUCACGUUGAGAACAAAAAAAUUAUCAAAAGUUAACAACUGAAGACUUCAUCUCAUCAAAUGUAAAUCAAUCCAUUCAUCACCAUAAGAACAAAAAAAAAUACAACCAAACAUUAUCAUUACCAAUAAGCCUCAUCUUAAUGAUCAUUUAACAAAAACCUUCUGAUAACAAUUAAAGGAAAAUCACGUUAAUUGUCAA
Molecule: messenger RNA, 4787 nt
Organism: Panonychus citri (citrus red mite)
Lineage: Eukaryota; Metazoa; Arthropoda; Arachnida; Trombidiformes; Tetranychidae
Gene: DNApol-alpha180
Product: DNA polymerase alpha catalytic subunit-like
Exons: 4
Coding region: 142-4362 (1406 amino acids)
Biological process (GO): mitotic DNA replication initiation; leading strand elongation; DNA replication
Cellular component (GO): alpha DNA polymerase:primase complex
Molecular function (GO): single-stranded DNA binding; pyrimidine nucleotide binding; purine nucleotide binding
Source: RefSeq, a predicted model, not a curated record